UCAGGGGAGCAGGAGCUUGUAAGGAAUGCACAGAGGGAGGCACAGCGUACAGGAAGAGAUCAUGCAUCCCGAGCAGACAGGCAGGAACCCUCAUUCCUUCCGUAACAGGGAAACCCAUGAGGCAUACUACCUGAGAAUGCAGCGAGCCAGAGAGAAGGUGGAGAAAAUGGGUGAGAACAAGCGCAAAAGGAAGCUGAGGGUGUGUGUGGCCACCUGUAACCGUGCCGACUACUCCAAACUCGCCCCCAUCAUGUUCGGCAUCAAGGCCCAGCCAGAAUGCUUUGACCUGGACGUGGUGGUGCUGGGCUCCCACCUCAUCGACGACUAUGGCAACACCUUCCGCAUGAUCGAGCAGGACGACUUCGACGUCAGCUCCAAGCUGCACACCAUCGUGCGUGGGGAGGACGAGGCGGCCAUGGUGGAGUCGGUGGGCCUGGCGCUGGUCAAGCUGCCCGACGUGCUUCACCGGCUCAGCCCGGACGUGCUGGUCGUCCACGGCGACCGCUUCGACGCCCUGGCGCUGGCCACCGCCGCCGCCCUGAUGAACAUCCGCAUCCUGCACCUGGAGGGCGGCGAGGUGAGCGGCACCAUCGACGACUCCAUCCGCCACGCCAUCUCCAAGCUGGCGCACUACCACGCCUGCUGCACCCGCAGCGCCGAGCAGCACCUCAUCGCCAUGUGCGAGGACCACGCCCGCAUCCUGCUGGCCGGCUGCCCCUCCUACGACAAGCUGCUCUCCGCCCACCGGCGCGACGACUACAUGGACAUCAUCAGGGCCUGGCUGGGAGUCGACGUUAAGGAGCAGAACUACAUUGUGGCCCUGCAGCACCCGGUCACAACUGACAUUAAAAACUCCAUCAAGAUCUACGAGCUGAUGCUGGACGCCCUCAUCUCCUUCAACAAGAAGACCCUCAUCCUCUUCCCCAACAUUGACGCAGGCAGCAAGGAGAUGGUGCGCGUGAUGAGGAAGAAGGGUAUCGAGCAGCACCCCAACUUCCGGGCGGUGAAGCACGUGCCCUUCGAACAGUUCAUCCAGCUGGUGUCGCAUGCCGGCUGCAUGAUCGGGAACAGCAGCUGCGGGGUGCGUGAGGCCGGGGCCUUCGGGACGCCCGUCAUCAACCUGGGCACCCGGCAGACGGGCAGGGAGACCGGUGAAAAUGUCCUCCACGUAAGAGACGCAGACACACAGAAUAAGAUCUAUCACGCCCUGGAGCUGCAGUUCGGAAAACGUUAUCCGUGCUCUAAGAUCUACGGUGACGGCAACGCGGUGCCGCGGAUCCUGAAGUUCCUGCAGAGCAUCGACCUGGACGAGCCGCUGCAGAAGACCUUCCGCUUCCCGCCGGUGAAGGAGUGCAUCUCCCAGGACAUCGACCACAUCCUGGAGACGCAGAGCGCGCUGGCCGUGGACCUGGGCGGCACCAACCUGCGCGUGGCCAUCGUCGGCAUGAAGGGGGAUAUAGUUAAGAAAUACAUCCAGGCGAACCCCAAAACCUACGAGGACAGGAUCGAGCGGAUUCUGAAAAUGUGCAAGGAGGCAGUCAUCGAUGCCGUGGGCCUGAACUGUAGGAUUCUCGGAGUGGGUGUGUCCACUGGUGGUCGGGUCAAUCCCCAGGAGGGAGUGAUCCUUCACUCCACCAAGCUGAUCCAGGAGUGGAGCUCGGUGGACAUCCGCACGCCCAUCUCUGACGUGCUGCACCUGCCGGUGUGGGUGGACAACGACGGGAACUGUGCCGCGCUGGCCGAGAAGAAGUUCGGCCAGGGGAAAGGCGUGGAGAACUUUGUGACCAUCAUCACUGGAACAGGCAUCGGCGGUGGGGUCAUCCAGCACAGUGAGCUGGUCCACGGCAGCACCUUCUGCGCAGCGGAGCUGGGCCACAUCAUGGUGUCUCUGGAGGGGCCCGAGUGCUCAUGCGGCAGCCGCGGCUGCAUGGAGGCCUACGCCUCGGGCCUGGCCCUGCAGAGGGAGGCCAAGAGGCUGCACGACGAGGACCUGCUGAUGGUGGAGGGACUGUCCCUGAAGAACGACGAGGUCGUCAACGCUGGUCACCUCAUCAGUGCUGCACGGCUCGGUAACUCCAAGGCAGAUGCCAUCCUCCGAACAGCUGGCACAGCCCUGGGUGUGGGCAUCGUAAACAUCCUGCACACGGUCAACCCCUCUCUGGUCAUCCUGUCUGGCGUCCUGGCCUCCUUCUACGAGAGCCCCGUCCAGAGGGUCAUCAGCCAGCGUGCCCUCAGCUCCGCCCAGGGCAUCAAGGUGGUGACCUCUGACCUGGAAGAGCCUGCUCUCCUGGGUGCUGCCAGCAUGGUGCUGGACUACACCACCAGGAGAAUAUACUGAACAGACAGCACCACUCCCCCCGCCCACCAUGCACAGUACACCUUUCUGCCUGCAGCCCUGACUAAAAAGCACAGGCCUGGGGGCCUACUUCUCAUGGGUAUGGCGCCAUGUCUGGCACAUGUACUUCCACGGCCCUCCAUGCUGUGUAUGGAACCAUCUGAAGCUGUGGAGAUUCAUCCGGAGGGUGGUGGUAGAUUUUCUCUUGGUUUACAGAUUGAUGCUGCUCACAGUUUUUAUUUCAGGAGCUUUAUUUUUAAGCAUGUUUUUAAUAAUGAUAUGAGUUAAAUUAUUGCCAUACUAUGUGUACGA
Messenger RNA from Megalops cyprinoides (Indo-Pacific tarpon), 2647 nucleotides. Its product is annotated as bifunctional UDP-N-acetylglucosamine 2-epimerase/N-acetylmannosamine kinase-like. The transcript has 13 exons. Gene Ontology annotation, molecular function: hydrolase activity, hydrolyzing O-glycosyl compounds; UDP-N-acetylglucosamine 2-epimerase activity; N-acylmannosamine kinase activity. NCBI's taxonomy places the organism in Eukaryota, Metazoa, Chordata, Actinopteri, Elopiformes, Megalopidae. Gene Ontology annotation, biological process: UDP-N-acetylglucosamine metabolic process. The record is from RefSeq and is a predicted model, not a curated record. Bases 26 to 2338 code for a protein of 770 amino acids.